AUGAUUCCGAACAACUCCCGAUCCUCACGUGGAGAUGUUGAGGGUGCCAACAAUUUCUUCUUAUCCUUCGUGAAGAGGUCUCGGAUGAGAUUUUCGGGUUCUUUGAUUUUUCUCAUUGUGAUCAUGUUCGGAAUGAUGAUGAUGAUGGGAAUUUGUAUUCAUGGAUUGCAACUGGAGGAUUUAUUGAAUAUUCGGCCUUCAUCGGCCAUUGGUGAUUCAAACCAGAUUUUGGAGGAUGCUAAUUGUACAAUUGCAACGAUAGAGAAAAAUAAUAAUGAGUUUAUCUAUCCACUUUUAAAAGAAAUAGUUUCCAAACAAUUUUUUAAAAUAUUUAAAGUAGAUCUUUCGAGUCCGUGCCCAUUCUGGGCAAUGAAAAAAGUUUGUACUGGAAAGGGAGGAUGUUCUCAAGAAGGUGACGGCUCUAGACUGACCUAUGUCAAUUUAUUGAGAAAUCCUGAAACUAGAACUGGCUACAGCGGAGAAGAGGCCUCUAGAGUUUGGAAGGCCAUUUACAGCGUUAAUUGCUUCAACAAUAGGAGUGUUAAAGAUAUGUGUUUUGAGGAACGAGUAUUUUAUAAGCUAAUUUCUGGACUCCAUGUUUCGAUAACCAUGAAAAUAGCCCGAUAUUUCACACUUAAAUUUGGCCAUGAUGAAAAUCCUACUUACGAUUCAUAUACACCAAAUUAUGAAAUGUUUGAAAAGGCCAUCCUUCCUUUCCCUGAUAGAGUGAAGAACUUGUAUUUCCUGUACACGUUCAUGUUGAGAGCCAUUGAAAAGGCAGCUCCUUUCCUCAAGUCAUAUAAUUUUAAUACUGGCAAUGAAAUUGAGGACAGAGAAACAUCUAUACUUGUCAACAAUUUGUUUAACAAUAGCAAGUUAUGUGGAACAACAUUUGACGAGAAAUUAAUGUUUAGAACAGAAGACAUGAAUCACCUGAGAGCUCAAAUGAAAACUUCAUUCAGGAAUAUCAGCUCAAUCAUGGAUUGUGUGGCUUGUGAAAAAUGUAAAAUGUGGGCUAAAUUGGAUAUUCUCGGAUUGGCAACUGCACUCAAAAUUAAUCUGGAUGGAGAUAAUGUCUUUUCCACUCUCCAACGAAAUGAGAUUAUAGCACUUAUCAAUGCCUUCAAGCAACACUCUCAGGCCAUUUAUAAUUUCCAUGAAAUGCUUGUCUUUCACCAGCGAAAAGAUGCUUCGCCAAAAAUUGCCAUUGAAUAUUCUCUUCACGAAGAAGGAAAAGGAUAA
Molecule: messenger RNA, 1242 nt
Organism: Naegleria fowleri
Lineage: Eukaryota; Heterolobosea; Eutetramitea; Acrasida; Naegleriidae
Exons: 4
Coding region: 1-1242 (413 amino acids)
Biological process (GO): protein folding in endoplasmic reticulum
Cellular component (GO): endoplasmic reticulum; endoplasmic reticulum membrane
Molecular function (GO): thiol oxidase activity; protein-disulfide reductase activity; FAD binding
Source: RefSeq, a predicted model, not a curated record